GACCUACCCUAACCAUCAGGAGGGAAGGGCGUGGCUUGGCGUCCCCUCCCUAUUUGGGGGUUUACGGUUUGCUAGGGGGGCAGCCUGCAGCGGGUCUCUGGGUCCGCAGGGUCCUCCCAGAGGAGGCACUAUGGAGCGCUCCCCGGGAGAUCGCCCCAGCCCCAGCGCCCAGGACCAGCCCUCGGCUCCCUCCGACCCCCCGGGCCAGCCCCCGCCUGCGCACCCGAAGCCGGACCUGAGUUCUGGAGACCAGCCCGCCGGCCCAAGCGCGGCGGGCGAGGCCCUGGCGGUGCUGACUUCGUUCGGGCGGCGGCUGCUGGUGCUGGUGCCGGUGUACCUGGCGGGGGCCAUGGGGCUCAGCGUGGGCUUCGUGCUCUUCGGCCUCGCCCUCUACCUGGGCUGGCGCCGCGUCCGCGACGGGAAAGAACGGAGCCUGCGGGUGGCGCGGCAGCUGCUGGACGACGAGGAGCGGCUCACGGCGGAAACGCUGUACAUGAGCCAUCGGGAGCUCCCUGCCUGGGUCAGCUUCCCAGAUGUGGAAAAGGUUGAAUGGCUAAAUAAGAUUGUGGCCCAGGUCUGGCCCUUCCUGGGACAGUAUAUGGAGAAGCUGUUGGCUGAAACUGUGGCCCCAUCUGUUCGAGGAUCUAACCCUCAUCUACAAACAUUUACAUUUACCCGAGUGGAACUGGGUGAAAAGCCAUUGCGCAUCCUAGGAGUCAAAGUUCAUCCUGGUCAGAACAAACAACAGAUCCUGCUGGACUUGAACAUCAGCUACGUGGGCGAUAUACAGAUUGAUGUGGAAGUGAAGAAAUAUUUCUGCAAAGCAGGAGUCAAGGGCAUGCAGCUUCAUGGUGUCUUGCGGGUGAUUCUUGAGCCGCUCAUAGGAGACCUUCCGAUUGUGGGGGCUGUGUCAAUGUUCUUUAUUCGACGCCCGACCCUAGAUAUCAACUGGACAGGGAUGACCAACCUGUUGGACAUCCCAGGACUCAGCUCGCUCUCUGACACCAUGAUCAUGGACUCCAUCGCCGCCUUCCUGGUAUUGCCCAACCGAUUACUGGUGCCCCUGGUGCCUGACCUUCAUGAUGUGGCCCAGCUGCGCUCCCCUCUUCCCAGGGGCAUUAUUCGGAUUCACCUGCUGGCUGCUCGAGGAUUAAGCUCCAAGGACAAAUAUGUGAAGGGCCUGAUUGAGGGCAAGUCAGACCCCUAUGCAAUUGUGCGAGUGGGCACCCAGACAUUCUGCAGUCGUGUCAUCGACGAGGAGCUCAACCCCCAGUGGGGAGAGACUUACGAGGUGAUGGUACAUGAGGUCCCAGGCCAGGAGGUGGAGGUGGAGGUGUUUGACAAGGACCCAGACAAAGAUGACUUUCUGGGCAGAAUGAAGCUGGAUGUAGGGAAGGUGUUACAGGCUGGAGUCCUGGAUGAGUGGUUCCCGCUACAAGGCGGGCAAGGCCAAGUUCACUUAAAGCUAGAAUGGCUGUCGCUCUUGCCAGAUGCAGAAAAACUGGAGCAGGUUCUGCAGUGGAAUCGAGGCGUCUCCUCCCGACCAGAGCCCCCAUCGGCUGCCAUCUUAGUUGUCUACCUGGAUCGGGCCCAGGAUCUCCCUCUGAAGAAGGGGAACAAAGAACCCAGCCCCAUGGUACAACUGUCAGUUCAGGACGUGACCCGGGAGAGCAAGGCUGUCUACAACAACAACUGCCCGGUAUGGGAGGAGGCCUUCCGGUUCUUCCUGCAAGACCCUCAAAGCCAGGAGCUCGAUGUCCAGGUGAAGGACGACUCCAGGGCCCUGACUUUAGGGGCACUGACGCUGCCUCUGGCUCGCCUGCUGACUGCCUCCGAACUCACCCUGGACCAGUGGUUCCAGCUCAGCAGCUCUGGCCCAAACUCCAGGCUCUACAUGAAACUGGUUAUGAGGAUCUUGUACUUGGAUUCAUCAGAAGUGCGCUUCCCCGCUGUGCCUGGUGCUCCUGGCGCUUCAGACCUGGACAGUGAGAGCCCCCAGACAGGCAGCAGUGUGGAUGCCCCACCUCGACCCCAGCACACGACUCCUGACAGUCACUUUGGGACUGAGAAUGUUCUUCGGAUCCAUGUGUUAGAGGCCCAGGACCUGAUCGCCAAAGACCGUUUCUUGGGAGGAUUAGUGAAGGGCAAGUCGGACCCCUAUGUCAAACUAAAGCUGGCGGGACGGAGCUUCCGGAGCCGUGUUGUUCGGGAGGAUCUCAAUCCCCGCUGGAACGAGGUUUUUGAGGUGAUUGUCACAUCAAUUCCAGGCCAGGAGCUCGGGGUUGAGGUUUUUGACAAGGACCUGGACAAGGAUGACUUUCUGGGCAGGUGUAAAGUGAGCCUCACCGCAGUCCUCAACAGCGGCUUCCUCGAUGAGUGGCUGACCCUGGAGGACGUCCCGUCUGGCCGCCUGCACUUGCGUCUGGAGCGCCUGACGCCCCGCCCCACUGCUGCUGAGUUAGAGGAGGUGCUGCAGGUGAACAGUCUGAUCCAGACUCAGAAAAGUGGAGAACUGGCAGCAGCCCUGCUGUCCGUCUACGUGGAGCGGGCAGAGGACCUUCCGCUCCGGAAAGGCACCAAACCUCCCAGCCCUUAUGCUACUAUCGCUGUGGGAGAUACUUCUCAUAAAACUAAGACUGUUUCCCAAACCUCAGCCCCCAUCUGGGACGAGUGUGCCUCCUUUCUCAUCAGGAAACCAAGCACUGAGAGCCUGGAGUUGCAGGUUCGGGGUGAGGGGACCGGUGCAUUGGGCUCCUUAUCCCUGCCCCUCUCGGAGCUCCUGGGGGCUGACCAGCUCUGCGUGGACCGCUGGUUUACACUCAACAACGGUCAAGGGCAGGUGCUACUGAGAGCACAGCUGGGGAUCCUGGUGUCCCAGCACUCAGGAGUGGAAGCUCAUAGCCACAGCCAUAGCCACAGCUCCUCAUCUGUGAGUGAAGAGCUGGAGCCCUGGGGGGGCCUGCCUCCCACCACCUCCUCAGCCCCCGAGCUCCGGCAGCGCCUGACCCACGGUGACAGUCCCCGCGAGGCCCCAGCCGGGCCUCUGGGCCAGGUGAGACUAACUGUUUGGUACUACAGUGAAGAACGAAAGCUGAUCAGCAUCGUUCACAGUUGCCGGUCCCUUCGCCAGAAUGGACGGGACCCCCCUGACCCCUACGUGUCACUGUUGCUACACCCAGACAAGAACCGGGGCACCAAGAGGAAGACCUCUCAGAAGAAGAGGACCCUAAAUCCUGAAUUCAAUGAACGGUUCGAAUGGGAACUGCCCCUGGAUGAGGCCCUCCGGCGAAAGCUGGAUGUCUCUGUGAAGUCUAAUUCUUCCUUCAUGUCAAGAGAGCGUGAGCUGCUGGGAAAGGUGCAGUUGGACCUCGCUGAGACAGACCUAUCCCAGGGUGCGGCCCAGUGGUAUGACCUCCUGGAUGACAAGGACAAAGGCAGCUCCUAGGAGCAGGGGAUUAACAGCCUCACUGCUGUCUCUGCCUUGCCUCCCGCCGCAUCACCGCCUCAAUGUGAUGAGCCAAAAGCUAGGGUCUGAGGCAGAGCCUGUGCCCCUCGGCCGUCUUACCUCCCAGGCCCUUGCUAGGGCCUUUGCCUGACCAAAGAGGGGAACCAUAUGUUACCCUUUCUUUACUGCACGGCCUUUAUCCUUCUGGGCUCCUGAGGCAGGGACCUGAGCUGGCUAUUUCCUGCUCUGCCUGCAAAGUCUCCUCUCCGCCCAGCUCCUCAGGGCCUUCUGUACCUGUGCCUGGCCACUGGCAGCGCUAGCGGUGGCAUUAGCUUAUGCCAAAUACAUUUUCAGAAAGACCUUUCAAUUGAAUGGUCACCUUCCCUGUUGUCAGCAGGGAGGGAAAACACAUGGGUAGCAAAGUGGAUAGGCUGACCUCUCAAGCUCUGAGCCUCUUGGACCACUGCAUGUAGCGAAUGGACAGCAGCCCAGUCCCGUGUGCAUUUCUGUCCCCACUUCCCUCAAGCCUGUCCUGAAAACUACACCUGCUGCGAUGACUGGGGCCAGCCAGUCUCCUGACUCCACUUGGGAACUGGGAACGCUUGGAUUCUACCCAAGCCUUCAGGUAGCAGGUAGCACUCUGGGAGCCUCUAGCAGAGGGCCUUGGCGGACUCAGAACAGCAGGGCCAAUUUUUUUCCUAGAUGCCUAGGCUGUUGACUCUCUGACUAGAAUCGAAUCUCGUCAUUUUGCACCAGCUCUGCCAACUCACUGUAUCUCAUUAAACAUUUAUAUUCAA
Messenger RNA from Myotis daubentonii (Daubenton's bat), 4242 nucleotides. RefSeq names its product extended synaptotagmin 1 (gene ESYT1). Gene Ontology annotation, molecular function: phosphatidylcholine binding; phosphatidylinositol binding; phosphatidylethanolamine binding. The record is from RefSeq and is a predicted model, not a curated record. Lineage: Eukaryota; Metazoa; Chordata; Mammalia; Chiroptera; Vespertilionidae. Gene Ontology annotation, biological process: lipid transport. Gene Ontology annotation, cellular component: endoplasmic reticulum membrane.